UAGAAGAUCACGUGAUAUAAAUCGUGAACUUGCGAUACUAAAAAGGACAAGAUGAAGAUAUAAUUUCAAGAGGAAUAGUCUUCUCUUAAAUUCAGAAUGGAUGAUAAUAGCCAGGAUGAUAAUGAGGUUUGGACACCCCCAGAAUCUACACAAGAGCCUUAUAAUCCUAUGUCAUACGAACAGCCUCGAGCAUCAUCAUCUUACCAGUCUAAUGUGGUAUACUCCACAUCCACAUUGACAUUCCCAGCAUCCUCUACACAGAAUGUACAGUCGUAUGGUUCACAGUUUAUACCACAGGAAUAUCAUCAUCCUGACAGUGCAAGAGGACUACCAUACACUGAUGGUUCGUACCACAUCUCAGCCUCCCAGUCUCAGAUCUACCAAGCUGCCCAGUCCUCAUUUGACCGUAUGUCUCCUGUAGAGGAUUACAGACCUACUGGUAGUGAUAAUAUAUCCUACUCUGGUCUAGGACCUGACAGUGGUCAGCUGAUUACAGGGGUGGUUGAUAGUAGCACCCUUCAUCAGAGUUAUCCAGUACACCAAGUGGUAUUCCAAGGUGGUGAUCAUCGUAUUAUGACUGUCCAGAGAGUGAACUCCCCUGUUGAUACUACAGUCAGUCAGUCAGCUCUUGGGUUACAACAUCAGGACAGUGUAGAAGAUCAACAACCAACACAUGCAAUGCUCACUCCAGUGCCUGUUUCCUGUGUCAGAUCCUCCUAUCCAAUGUACCCAUCUCAUGGUGAGGUAACAACAACAGGAGGAACAUCAAUGAUGUCACACAGACAAGAGGCAGAUUCCGAUCCUAGGGUUAGCUCCAUCAGUGAAUCAUUACAUAGCAGGAUGAUGCAGAAUGUACCAAAAGUAGAGGAAACAGUUAGUGGGGAACCAGAUACAACUCAAGAAGAUAAUGAUGACUAUGCUCCACAUGUUCGGAGUUACAUAGUAGAGGAAAAUAGUAGCAUAGACACAGAACCAAUCUUACAUUCAACUAUGAUGGGUACACCCAGGGGUAGUGUAGUAAUGGACUCUACCACUGGCAGUUCUCAAUUGUCAUCAAGUCGAAUAUCUCACUACAGCAGAGAAGUGGAAUCUUCUGCUGACAGUUCUCUAGGGGAAAUGGUAUCAAAUGGUCCCUCCCAGUCAUCUGUGUCAGUAAAUAUGAGUGGACUUGUAACAGUAGAGGGUCUCCACAGUACUCUAGAUGACCAGUCUUUAGAUGAUAAGGAUGAGUUAACAUCUAACAUGGGAAUACCAACCAUACUCAACGUCAGUGUUAGAAAAUCGAACAGAAUUGCUGAAAUGGAAAAUGAUCUUCCUUCAUAUCAAAAGCCAAAGUAUAUACCCAAACAAUACAAUGUUAAUGAAAUUUGGUGUGAAGAAUGUAUGACAAGUUAUGAAAUAGAGUGUCCCACCCACAGAUUGACCUUGUUUCCUGACAAGGUCGUGUUAUCCAGAGCUUGGGCAAGUCUACCUCAGAUGUUACAGAUAUUUAGAUUGGAAGAUGCAUCUUCACAGUAUGGUGGGGAAGCUCAUGUAGGAGUUUUUGCCAAAAGGACCAUUCCACGUUGUACUCAGUUUGGACCAUUUAUAGGAGAACUAGUCCAAUCCAAAGAAGACAUACAAUCCACUAAGUUUCUACUUAUGUUGGAAAGACAGGAAGGCGAUGUCCUAUAUUUUGACACUUCUGAUGAAAACAAAUGUAACUGGAUGAUGUUUGUCAGACCAGCAGAAAACUUUGCAGAACAGAAUAUGGUGGCCUACCAACAUGGCUUUGAUAUUUACUUCUCUGUCACAAAGAACAUAGAAAUAAGGACUGAAUUAAAGGUUUGGUACUCUACACAUUAUGCUAGACGACAUGCACUUCACACUUUAGAAAUUACACAGCAGGAUAUUGAUGUGUUAGAUGAACAAGAGUGUAAAUAUCAAUGUUAUGAAUGUGCCAAGAGGUUCAAGACAUCGAUAGCUUUACAGAGACAUCUAAUAACCCAUGAACCAGGGGCUCCACAACCUUCCACAAGUACUGAAUCACAUGCUACACCAUCUACAAGUACAUCGGAGGAGAAUGACAUGUCUUCCUAUAGUGCUAUCAAAAAGAAAUAUAAACAACCAAUACCCAAGAAAGGUGCAAAGGAUUUCUCUGAUACAUCUGGUUAUAUGUGGAAGAAAAAGUCCACCAGUAUUUAUUUAAACAAAACAUUGAAGAAAUACCAAAAGAGACAUGAUUCAGAGGCAAUACGUAGAACUAUACAGUCAAUGUAUAGAAGGAAAGGGAAGGAGUGUGGUGGGAAUGAGUGGCUCUGUGUCCACUGUGACCUGACCUUUGAUAACUCUAACUUGUUGAACCUUCAUACACUGACACAUGCAGCAGACGAAGUAGGAUUUGAUGAAGUUUAUAAAUUUGCUUACAAAGUCAAUGAAAAUGGAGAAUUUCAGCAACCAGGUACAAGUACGCAAAAUACAGAUAUGUAUGCUUUGGAGCCUAGUAUGCUGGCAUGUCCAGUCUGCCAUGCUCAAUUCCAAGACCAAAGAGCAUUGAUUGAGCAUGCUGCAGAACAUGGGAAAUCAAAGUCAUUCCUCUCACGGAACAGGACCCAUAAAUGUUCCCAAUGCUGGAAAGCUUUUCAUUCUAGAGAAAAACUGAAUCGUCACAUGUUGUGUCAUGGUUCAGAAGAAAAUAAGCCCUUACAGUGUACUGUAUGUUACAAACGAUUUAUGAAUAAUUCAGCUUUGUCUUGUCACAUGAAGACACACAGUGAUAAGAAAUAUUAUGAAUGUCCGAUUUGUAAAGAGGGAUUUAAUCAUUCUGCUGUGAUGAGAGAACAUGUUGUGAUUCAUGCACAAAAUGGCAUCUACACGUGCCCACAAUGCAAUAGAGAGUUCGAUGACUUUUAUAACUUACGAAAGCACAUCAGAGGUUUCCAUACCAACAAGGAAUUUCCAUGUCCACACUGUGAUAAAGUAUUUCCUCGGCCAGACAAACUCAAGCUUCAUAUGUUAAAACAUUCUAACCAUAGAGAGUUUAUGUGUGAAACUUGUGGACGCCAGUUUAAACGUAAAGACAAACUGAAAGAACACAUCAGAAGAAUGCAUUCUCUGGAAAGAGAGAUUAAGAAUAUGGCUAAAGGAGAAAAGCCUUCACCAAAGAAGUUUAUACCAAAAGUCUCUCCAACUGAUUAUCAUAGAUUUAUCUACAAAUGUCAUACUUGUAUGCUGGGAUUUAAACGUCGUGGAAUGCUCGUUAAUCAUCUUGCUAAACGUCACCCGGAUGUCAAAUUUGAAACUGUCCCAGAACUGAACUUACCAAUUUUGAAAACACAAAAAGAUUAUUAUUGUCAAUAUUGUGAUAAAGUGUACAAGUCUAGUUCCAAGCGUAAAACUCACAUCUUAAAGAAUCAUCCUGGGGCUGAACUGCCAAUGAGUGCUCGUAAGAAGACUGUUCUGACAGAGUUACCUGGUAUACCUAAUCCUACAUUUUCACAGACUGUUGGAAGUAUAACAACAAUGCCACACUUAUGUGAAUAUUGUCACAAGCAGUAUGCGAGCAAAGCCAAACUAACACAACAUCAACGCAAGAAACAUCCAGAUGCAGUUCCUCCGCUACCACCAAAACCCAAACGGGAAUCAUUGGAAGGUCUGUCUGAUGCCCAAUCCAGCCAAGAAACACUUCAACAGAUUGUUCGUUAUGAACCUGCUGACUCUAUUGUUACUGUCCAAUCUGCUCCAGGAGACGGACAGCAAGCAGCUGAUUUGUUAACACAAGCCAUGUCAGAGUUAACUCAGUCUGUUCAUACAGACUACCGUCAACAGUCUUCAGAUUACCAGUCUAGAUUAGCACCCACAAUGCUGCAGUUAGCACAUCCUGGAGGAUCAACAAUAGACCUUUCACACUUAAACCAGGCCCUUCAACAAGGACAACUAGGUCAAGCCCUGGCACAUGCAUUUGUACAGCCUUCUGGGAUAGGUGGACCAAUACAAAUAGCUGUUUCUGGACCUCUAAGUGGACAACUAAGUGCUCUCAAUCAACUUCAGCAUAAUGAUGGAAUCCACCAACAACAAAGGGAUGUAAACCAGGAAGAACCUUCAACAACUAACCAACAAAUUUUAAACUCACAAACUAUCGUUGUCAGUGGAACUCACCACCCCCAGAUUGUACCAAUAUCUUUAACACCCUCUGUAGCUGGGUCUAAAUGGACCAGUUAUAAUAAUUAUAGAUAAUAUUUAUGGCAUUAAUAUCAAAUUAUGGUAUGGAAAACUGGUUUAAUUUUUGCAUUCAUAUAACUUGCAUACAGUCUGAUAACAUAUGUAAAAUAGCACUCAGUCAAAUUAAAAAUACUAGCAAUUUGCAUAAAAGAUGAAAAGAAAAGAUUUUCAUGCUAAAUUUCAUAUAAAAAAUGCAAUAUGUACAUGUAUAAUCAAUUCCAAUAGGUCAAUUAUCAUGAUCAUAUUUGGUGUAUGUAAUGAUUGUAAUGUGAACAUGUUUGUCUGGAAAGGUUCAUUUGACCUUAACCUCAUUUUCAUGGUACAUUAUAUGGAACUAUAAAUAGUUUCUUUUUGACAACUUUUUGUGUCAACACAUGGUCAACUUCCAAUUAUUUUUUAACAUUAAACUCCCUUAACAAACCAGAAUCUUUCAAAAUUUCUCUUCCAUUUUCUUAAUAAACCUUUGACAAUAAGAUAAGAGAAUAUAUAACACACUAGAAUUUCAGAUAAAUUUUGAAAAAUAUUCAGUUUUGUCUCAUUGUUUCAAAUUUAAAAACAGUAUACAUUGUGAAACUUAAAGUUAUACAAUUAUUUCCAUAUUCAUAGUGUUAUGGUAGAUAAUAAGCUGUUGUUAGCUUUUUAGUGUUCAUUGAUACAAUGUGUAAUCCUAUAUGUUCAGUAGUUAUAGGUGUGUAACUAGCUAAUCUCAAAACAAAGAUAAAAAAAAAUACUCUCUGAAAAUCAUGUUUGUGUAAAGUUCUAAAUAGUGCUUAUUUCAUAUUUAAAUAUAUUUUAGAUUAGACAAUACUUUAUAAAGCAUUUAUUUAUACUAUAUUGCUCAAGUAAUUGUCAUUCAUUAUGUCACUAGGUCAUUUCUGGGUUGAUUCAUGUAACUCUUAGCGUGUUCAGUGCUGAUGUUGUCUUAACUUGAGAGUAACAAUAAUGAUUACAAUAUAAUUACAUUUUAUGUAUGUUUCAUUAUAAUAAGUUGUUUUGAUUGGCUAAGAGCAGUCUCAUGUCAUUCUGAAAUUAACCUUCAUUUCGAAAUGAAUGUAACAUUCAUGAUGACAUGAGCUUCCACAAUAAAGUGCACAGAUAAAUAAAUAAAAAAAGAUAGAAAUUGUAUUUAAAUGAUCAUAGCAAAGGAAUGUAAUUUAAAAAAUUAAUUGAAUGCAUCUUUUAGUGAUUUUAUAAGGUUGUAAAAGCAUUGACAGUGCACACAAGCAUUCAAUUCUUAAAUGAAUAACCUAUUUAAAAGCAUUUAAGGACACUGAGUGGUAUACAUGUACAUAUAUAUAUAUAUAUAAACCUUUAUAUAUUAAUAUGAUUUUUGUAUGGGAAUUGAAAUACCCCACUCCAAAGAGAUUCAGAAUGCUGAUUGUUUUCAGGAAUUGAUCAUCAGAAAAUGUUGUGAUAAAGUAUAUUGAUGCUUUCUAUAAGAUAGCCAUUGUAAUUAUUUAGUACUAGAGUACAUAUAAUGGGUCAGAAAUUUUUAUUUUAAACUUGAAUAACCUUUGGUCUGGUUUUAAAUGACCCUAAUUUGUAAUCCUAAGUGUGUUAUUUUGUAUGUCAUUUUGUGUCCACAAUUAUUAAAAAAAAUAUAAGUAGGUUAUAAAUUACGUAUGAAAAUUAUAAAAAAAAAAUCAUUUGUUUUACAUUUUUUGUUAAUUUAAACUCUUUUGAAAAUACAUUUUUUUCAGUUUUAAACUUUCAAAGUAAAAAUUCCAAUGUUUUGAAUGUAAUAUUACUUCCAUGCUUUAUUCAAAACACCAAAAUUUAAAUCCAAUUUUCCACAAUGCUUUCUGGCACCUCAAUGGUUUAUAUCUUAUGACAAACCUGUUCAAAUAAGGGAAACAAAGAUCACUCAAUUUCCGGAAAAAACUAUUUAACAGCUUUGUGAUCCUGUGUGUAUACCUAAAUAUAUAUUUCAUAAUUUGUGGGGUCAAUAAGGGUUUUGCUGCAUCACACAUAUAUUAUCUAUCAAUAUUUUUUUUAUCUUAUUUGUUUACAAGCAUGACUAGACACACCCUGUUCAAUAUGUAUUUAUCAUAGAGUCACUAUAACUUUGAUUUAAUAAUUGAUUUUUCUGCUUAAACAAUGAACCUUUGUUUAUAAUUUUUCUUUUUUCAUCUUUUUGUAUUAGCUUAUAUUAUAUUGCAAAUUAAUAUAACGAGGGACUGAAGAUGGUGUUUAGAAGGUGAUAUUAAGAGAAAAUGUAUUAUUUCAUGUGUCUUUGUCUUGUUGAUAUAGAUUUAAAAGUAGGUGUCAAGCUUUUUAGAUAUACUCACCAAAGAUUUUUAUUUACAUGGUUCCAUUUAUUGAUGGUUGAUGUAGAAAAAAGUCUAAAUUAGGUAUGUUUCACAACAAGUGGGCAUUUGUGCCUUAAAUAUUUAACAAACAUCAUAAUAAAGAAAACAUGAAAUUUUCAUUCAAGGUUGAAAACAUGCAUUGUAAAUUCAGAAAUCAAUUCAUGUCUUAUUUUUUGUGAAUCCUUGACCCCUGAAUAAAAAAUGUGAAAUUCAAUUAAUGCAAUUAAAAAAAAUUAUGAAGGAAAAUACACAUCUGAAAUCAUGAAUAUGAGCUUUAAUUAUUGCCAAUUUGAGAUUCUAGCAAUUUUACCAUUAAUAAAAACACAAUAAUUUCUGAAUUUAGAGAAAUGUCAAUGGGCAUCAUUGGCUGGGAGGUUGGGGUAGUUCUCCUUCAUUGAUCAACAGCCAAUCAACAUUAAGGUUGUGACUUGCCAAGGUGCUUUUGACUUUUUUUUUUAUCAAAAAUUGGGUCACUGCUGUAAGAGUGCUGAAAAUUACAUUAAUCACCAACAAUCAAUCAUCUAAUGUUAAAGGGUUAUUUUUAGAUUUAAUGUUAAUAUUUCUAAUUAAGAAAUAAAUCCUUUGUGUCAUGCUCUAUGCUCAUUUUAACAUGGGUAGGCAUUAUAUUUGUCGAUAUUUUACACUGAGCGUUAGCGAGGUGUAAAAUGUGGUCAAAUAUAAUGACUACCCAUGUUAAAAUGAGCAUAGAGCAUGACACAAAGGAAUUAUUUCGAUUCUAAUAGGACAAAAACAGUAUUUUUAUAGGUCGAAGCGUACGAAAAAAACGUAAAAAUGUUUGGCUUUUCCCAUUCCCUCCCCGAUAAGUCUGUGCAUUCCAUUUCAUAUUUGACAAGUUUAAAAACUACGAGAAGAGUAAAUAUAUGUUGUUUUACAAAAUAUAUAAUAAAAGUUUAUGCUAGCUGCUUAAAUGUUUACAUUUUAAAAGGAUAAUGAUGGAAAUAACGUUAAUAUAUACAGUAAGUUUGUGCGCAUGUGUCAAACAUAUUUUUUAUGCUCAUUAGAACACGGCUUUACACGGCUUUGUUUACAAAGCGUAAUAAGUACGUCAUAUUAGAAUUAAGGUUUGAAAACUUGACAUAUAUUGGGUAUUUUUCAUCCAGGAAUGAAUGUCUGUGUUAUUGUAUGUUAUCAUCUCAAAUUAAUUUAUUUCCCAUACAUGUGUGUUGUAGUAGACUUUUGACUGUUGGUGUGUUGUUAAUUGUUAGUUUCAUUCUGUAUAAAUCUCCUACUCAGUAGUGAAAUAAAGUCAUUGAGAAUA
Molecule: messenger RNA, 7788 nt
Organism: Mytilus trossulus (common blue mussel)
Lineage: Eukaryota; Metazoa; Mollusca; Bivalvia; Mytilida; Mytilidae
Product: PR domain zinc finger protein 10-like
Exons: 15
Coding region: 97-4215 (1372 amino acids)
Biological process (GO): regulation of transcription by RNA polymerase II
Cellular component (GO): chromosome
Molecular function (GO): protein binding; chromatin insulator sequence binding
Source: RefSeq, a predicted model, not a curated record